Messenger RNA from Cydia splendana, 999 nucleotides. Its product is annotated as circadian clock-controlled protein daywake-like. The record is from RefSeq and is a predicted model, not a curated record. Bases 130 to 921 code for a protein of 263 amino acids. The transcript is spliced from 6 exons. NCBI's taxonomy places the organism in Eukaryota, Metazoa, Arthropoda, Insecta, Lepidoptera, Tortricidae.
CCCACUUUCCUUACAUUACUGCAAGCCAAAGGCUGUCUUGAAGUUAGUCUUAAGCUUACACCGCAGGGAUAGGAAGCCGUCUAACUAAAAGGAAAUUGAGGAAGAUUGGUUACGAACUGAGGCAAAAACAUGCAGUUAAAACUAAUCAUAGUGACGUGUGUGUUAUACCACAGUUCGGUGGCGGAACAUUACAAAACGAAGCCUGACUUCGUAAAGACUUGCUUCAAGAGUGACCCUGAAUUCGACGACUGUUCAAAGACGGCUGUGCAACAACUUUUUAAUGCCUUAGGCCCAGGGCUUCCAGAAAUAGGGAUAGAGCCUCUGGAUCCGUUGAAAAUCCCGAAAAUAAGAAUUUUGCAAGGCGAUGGACCAGUUAACGUUAAUGCUGCACUGGAUAACGUCACUGUGACCGGAUUCGGCCAAACAGAGGUUUUAUUGAGCCAAGUGGAUGGCAAAACAUACGACUUUUAUACUAGAGUAAGAGUCCCAAAUAUCAGGAUAGAGGGCACUUAUGAUCUCAAAGGAAAAAUUUUAUUGAUACCCUUGGUUGGACGCGGACGCUGCUGGUUUGAACCAACGAACAUGACAAUUGACAUUGUCAGCGACGUCAAAACCUACGACAAGGAUGGCUUUGUAUUUUUUAACGUUACGGCUGCACAUGUAAAAUACAACAUUGGCGGUAUGAGUUUGCGGAUGAAUAAUUUAUUUGAUGGCAUUAAAUCUUUAGAGGAUAGUACGAACUCGUAUCUUAACGCUAAUUGGCGGCCAGUGUCUGAAUCUUUACGUCCUAUUCUGACCAAGACAAUUGAGGACAUUCUGUUGGAGUUUAUGCAACAAUUAUUCCAUAAUCUGCCUGGGAAUUUCAUGAUCGGGGAUGUUAAGAACAACGUCGUUAACAAAAAACCUGAUAAAAAACAUUAAAUUUAAUUAGUAGAUUUGUGCGAGUGUAAAAUAAGUAUGAUUGUCUAUGUUUGAUAAAAAAAAAAGGUAAUUUAAGUA